Molecule: messenger RNA, 972 nt
Organism: Penicillium subrubescens
Lineage: Eukaryota; Fungi; Ascomycota; Eurotiomycetes; Eurotiales; Aspergillaceae
Exons: 5
Coding region: 1-972 (323 amino acids)
Biological process (GO): reciprocal meiotic recombination
Cellular component (GO): synaptonemal complex
Molecular function (GO): ubiquitin protein ligase activity
Source: RefSeq, a predicted model, not a curated record
AUGGAUUUCCACUUGCGAUGCAAUUCGCUUAAAUGCAGGGCGCAAUUGAAGGAGAGGGCCGUGGUAACGACUUGUUCUCACAUCUUCUGCCUUGGAUGCGCAGACGGUCUCGGCCUUUCACUUCCCACGGCAGACGAUCGCCGAUGCCCUGCCUGCCAGACUGUACUUUCCAAUCCUGAUGAUGCCGUGUCCACCAUCUUGAACCCAACAGAAGACUACAAAACAAGUGUGCUGAGUGGACUCGACCCGAACACAAUCAUGGAGUGCGCUGGCCGGGCAUUGGGAUUCUGGGCUUAUCAAAGUACCCAAGAGAUAUUCUACCAGGAAUUCCUUGGGAAGAGCCUCACCGACAAGUAUGCCAGUCUGAGCACACAGAUGGACAAGGUCAUCCACAAUGCAAACUCAGAGAUCUCAACCUUGCAUAGCAAAGUCUCAGACUUGCAAGCAGCACAAGAACAAUUGCAGAAAAAGAAUCAAGAACUCGUCGAUCUUUACCGCGAUAAAUCAAAGAAGCUCACCCAAAUGAGAAACCUCUACAACCUGCUCAAGGCUCGCGCCAUGAAAUCCCGAAUGGAGACCGCCGCUUCGGAGAACGUUUCUCAAACCCUGAAUACCAUCUCACCACGCACUGGUCCGGCCAUGCCCCCAGCCCAACCUGGAACGUCAAUGCCGAAUAUCCAAAAAGCCCGUACUCCCAAAACACAUUCGUUCCCUUUUAGCCCUGAAGGCGUGGAGCAGCUACACCGUUACCAACGCAGUGGGACUGGGAGCUCGAAAAUGUCGAGACCACAGAUGGGAGGCAAGUCAGCCAUGCCACCUCCAGGGGGUCAUGCAGUUUUUAAUAUUCGGACUGCUCAAACAAAUGCGACGAAUCAACAGCAUCGAACCCGUCUUCCACAUCAAAAUCGCCCGCCGACAGUAACGUCUCAGCUUCCUCCAGAGAAUGAGAUUCUUGCACGCUUUGGAAAUUAA